Molecule: messenger RNA, 1572 nt
Organism: Poecile atricapillus (Black-capped chickadee)
Lineage: Eukaryota; Metazoa; Chordata; Aves; Passeriformes; Paridae
Gene: TRIM13
Product: tripartite motif containing 13
Exons: 3
Coding region: 327-1556 (409 amino acids)
Biological process (GO): innate immune response; positive regulation of canonical NF-kappaB signal transduction; positive regulation of macroautophagy
Molecular function (GO): zinc ion binding
Source: RefSeq, a predicted model, not a curated record
AAAUUAAACUUAAUUAAAAAAAAAUAAAUAAUAAAAAUCAACAUUAAAGCCUCAUCUUUCCUCUGGAAAUUAAAAUCUAGCGGACAGUGAGUGCAGCCCCUGCUGUUCUUUUUCCGCCGUUGUCGCCGUGGCGUGAGGCAACCGGCGCAGCCUCCUAAAGGACGGAUUGCACAUGCAGAGCCCAGCUCCUGAGCACCCUGGCAGCGGCUGGUGGCAGACUGGUGUCACGAUGAGCAGCAACGGCGGCAGAGAUGUUUGUGUGCCCUGAGUGAAGGCUCUGGCACCGGACACAGUCAAGCAGAAUAUACUCUGAUGUGGUGGAGGAUAUGAUGGAGCUGCUAGAAGAAGAUCUGACCUGCCCCAUUUGCUGUAGCCUGUUUGAUGAUCCUCGUGUCCUGCCCUGUUCACACAAUUUCUGCAGAAAGUGUCUGGAAGGAAUUCUUGAGGGAAAUGUGCGGAAUGUGCUUUGGAGGCCAUCCCCUUUCAAGUGCCCCACAUGCAGGAAGGAGACUCCUGUCACUGGAGUCAACAGCUUGCAGGUCAACUAUUCCCUGAAAGGUAUCGUGGAGAAGUACAACAAAAUCAAAGUAACUCCAAAAAUGCCUGUGUGCAAAGUGCACAGCGGACAACCCCUUAACAUUUUUUGCCGGACAGACAUGCAGCUGAUCUGUGGGGUUUGUGCCACCCGUGGUGACCACACAAAGCACGUUUUCUGUUCCAUUGAGGAAGCUUAUUCCCAGGAGAAGCGGGCUUUUGAAACCUUGUUUCAGGGCUUCGAAACUUGGCGUUGUGGAGAUGCCCUCUCACGGCUGGAUACCUUAGAGACCAGUAAGAGGAAAGCUCUGCAGAUGCUGACGAAAGAUUCUGACAAAGUGAAGGAGUUCUUUGAGAAGCUGCAACACACAUUGGAGCAGAAGCGAAAUGAGAUCCUGUCUGACUUUGAGACCAUGAAGCUUGCAGUGAUGCAGGCCUACGAUCCGGAAAUCAAUAAACUGAACACGAUUCUACAAGAGCAGCGGAUGGCUUUUAACAUUGCAGAGGCCUUCAAAGAUGUGUCUGAACCCAUCAUAUUUCUGCAACAGAUGCAGGAGUUCAGGGAAAAAAUUAAGGUGCUCAAAGAAACCCCUUUACCUUGUUCCACUGUGGACAUCAGUCCCACAAUGAAGAGCUUUGAUACCAGCCAGUGGAAUGGAAUAAAACUUGUUGAUGUGGACAAACUUUCCUUGCCUCAGGAAAGCAACACUUUCAAAUUCAAGAUUCCCUCAGUCUUUUCACGCAGAUUUAUAGUGAACUCUCUUAUUUUCUUGCUCAUUCUUGCAGUCACCAGAAUGUCCUUUGUGGAGUCAGUCAUUGACAAUCUCCAGUGCUGGAAAUCUCAGUUCCUUACAAUUUGUUUGUCCUAUUUGGCAGAUACUGUGGAGAUAGCAGAUCAUGCAGUCUUUUACUGGGAACAGAUGACAGAUGGAGCCUCACUUUUAAGAGAAAAGUGUAAAAACUAUACGUUGGUUGUACUGGAUAACGUUGCACAGUUUGUGUGCAAAUAUAAACUGUUGUGAAGAGUCUGCUGGAAUA